GGUCGAUAUUGAAGGAGGAGAAGCCGGGGAGAGCUGCAGUGAACAGGCCCUCUCCUGGCUUACAGCCCUCCACACACUCCAUCACCUCAGGGCAUUCAGUGUAGCUCCACCUCCCCCAGGUCUGCAGAGAGUGCUCGCUGAUAUCUAACACAUCCUGCAGCCAUUAUUCCAGUGUUAAUUUCACACGCACACAAAUCUACUACUCCAAGCAAACAUACAAAAAGGCCCUUCCUCUUUAAAUACACUCCCCAGUAGAAUCAUGCUGAGCAAGGAGAUCUUCCAGAGGCUGAGGUUGCCAGAUCUGGAUGAUGUUCGUCAGUGCGUCAGGAGCGUCCCUGCCCCCGUGCUUGUUAGUGUGGGGGCAGUUGCUGCUGCGACCGCAUACUACCUGGCAACACGCCCCAAGGCACUCCCAUCAGUCUGUGACCUCCACAUGCAGUCAGUUGAGGUUCCGGGCGGAGAUUUUGCACGCAUAUCAACUCUUCUGAACGGAGCUGCUCACUUGUCUCAUGUGUAUGAUGACGGCAGGACAAUGUACGAGUUCUUCCUCAGAGGAGCCCGAGUCUCCAAUAAUGGUGCCUGCCUGGGCUCCAGGAAACCAAAACAGCCCUAUGAAUGGAUAUCAUAUGGAGAGGUCAAGGAGCGAGCAGAGAAUCUGGGUUCCGCAUUUGUUCACAAAGGACACUCCAAGACCACCGACCCCCACAUCGGCAUCUUCUCUCAGAACAGACCUGAGUGGAACAUCACUGAGCUGGCAUGUUACACAUAUUCACUAGUGUCAGUCCCUCUGUACGACACCCUGGGAAGAGAGGCCAUUGACUACAUUUUGGACAAAGCGUCCAUCCACACGAUUGUGUGUGACGUGGUAGAAAAAGUCAACCUGGUACUUGACUGUGCCAAGAACAGGAAACACACUGUGAAAACCAUCGUUCUAAUGGAGACACCAAGUCCAGACCUGGUCAGCAGGGGGCGACAGGCUGGAAUUCACAUCCUCAGUCUGCAAGAGAUGGAGGCUAUUGGGAAAGCCAAGCAUCACCAACCAGUGCCUCCGCAGCCUGACGACAUGGCAGUGAUCUGCUUUACCAGCGGAACAACAGGAGAUCCAAAGGGAGCUUUGUUGACACACAGGAAUAUUGUGUCCAACUGCUCAUCCUUCAUCAAAUUGACAGAGAGUUGGUAUUCUUUUAGUGCCAGUGAUGUCCACAUAUCCUUCCUGCCGUUGGCUCAUAUGUUUGAGAGAGUAGCACAGGGAGUGAUGUUAGUCCAUGGAGCAAGGAUCGGCUUUUUCCAGGGAGACAUUCGUCGGCUGACAGACGACCUGAACACACUGAAACCGACUGUGUUUCCUGCGGUGCCCCGAGUCCUCAACAGAAUGUAUGAUAAGAUCUUUGGCAAGGCUAACACCACUUUGGAGCGCUGGCUGCUGGGGUUUGCCUACAGGAGGAAGGAGGCAGAGCUGAAGAAAGGCAUCGUGAGGAGAGACAGUAUCUGGGAUCGACUAAUCUUCAGGAAGGUCCAGGACAGCCUCGGUGGUCGUAUUCGUCUCAUGUUCACAGGAGCCGCUCCCAUCUCUCCUGUUGUUCUCACUUUCCUCAGAGCUGCAAUAGGCUGUCAGUUCUAUGAAGGCUAUGGACAAACCGAGUGCACUGCUGGCUGCACAAUGAACAUCCCAGGAGACUGGAGCGCAGGUCAUGUUGGAGCUCCUCUGCCCUGUAACUCAAUCAAACUGGUGGAUGUGCCCGAGAUGAACUAUCUGGCUGUAAACGGAGAGGGAGAGGUGUGUGUGAAGGGUACAAACGUGUUCAAGGGCUAUCUGAAGGACCCAGUGAAGACAGCAGAGACUAUUGAUGCAGAUGGCUGGCUUCAUACAGGAGACGUUGGAAAAUGGCUUCCAAAUGGUACACUGAAGAUUGUGGACAGGAAGAAGCACAUCUUUAAGCUGGCACAGGGGGAGUACAUUGCUCCUGAAAAGAUCGAGACUAUCUACCUGAGGAGUGAUGCAGUGGCACAGGUCUUUGUGCAUGGAGACAGCCUGCAGGCAUGUCUGGUAGCAGUGGUGGUCCCCGACCAUGACUUCCUAUCUGGCUGGACCAAGAAGACACUGGGCCUGGAGGGCCACUACCAGGAUCUAUGUGGAAGAGCGGAUGUGAAGGCAGCCAUCCUGGUGGACAUGGUGCGAAUUGGAAAGGAAGGAGGCCUCAAGUCCUUUGAGCAGGUUAGGGCCACCUACAUCCACACCGAGCUGUUCUCAAUCGAGAAUGGCCUUCUCACUCCGACGAUGAAGGCCAAGAGGAACGAACUGCGGCAACACUUCAGACCCCAGAUAGAAGAGCUGUACGCUGGGAUCACAAUGUAGAAGGAGAGGGGACACAACUGACACAAGAGCUCCUCCAAAAAUGUUUUCCGAUGGACAGCAAAGGAAGAAGGGGGGUCGGAGAAGGAAAAGGAGGAGGACAAGCUGACGCACACAAGGAAGUAAAGGAAGAGAGUCAUCCAGCUGCUCAGUCCUCAGUAACAAGAGAAACAACAGGAAGAGGAUGUCAUGUAGCUUUUAAUGAAACUUGAUUCAGAGCAUUCUGAACAAAAACGCACAAAACCUUUGAGGAACAGAGUAGAUUUUAUCUUUAAAAUAAAUAUGGCCACUGAUUGAAGGGUUUUGCCGAAGUUAUGGUCAGUUCUCAUCUCCAAUGAUGCAUUUUAAAGGGAAACAGUUUUUCACUAUGGCAUCAGAUAUCUCAGGAAUUCUGUGGCAUGAACCACACAUAGACACGCACACACACACACACACACACACAUUAACACUUUCUAACUUAAAGGACGAAGAGGGAACACUUCACUGAGGGUCAGAGUGAUGACUUAUGUCACACAAACACCCUGACACAUCACACAACAUGAACAUUUCAGGGGUUUUGACAGUUAUCGUCAAAUUGUAUUUCACUAUUUAAGUUUGUUCAAUUGGAUUUGAAAUCCACAUUGGAUACAUGGAUUGUUACUGUUGUGUUCUUCAGUAUGAGCCAUAUUGAAACUGCACAAACAAACUUAGCUGUUCACAGGGACACAGACACACUCAGGGCGAUUUUUGUAAUUUAUCUAUGUUUAUAACAGGAACAGGGGAGAUGCGUGGAGUCAGGAGUAUCAUAAAAAAGAACAAAUCUGAGAGAGAAGUAAAUAAAAAUAUUAAAACAAAAAGAAAUUAUACAAUAAUUAAAUGAACAAAUAGGAAUCAAAUAAUUAUAAGCAUUUUCACAUUUGUAUUUUAAUUAAUAUAUUUUGAAAAAACAUUGCUUUAUUUUUGCAUAUAAAUUACACUUUCUGUAUAUAUUUUUAAAGUUUUUAUUUAUUUGUAUCCGUUUUUACCUUAUUGCAAAAACAAUGGGGAAUAGAACAAGGAAAGGGAAAGGGAUAAGAGGACAUUAUAUAAAUUUGGUUAAAUAAAUGAGUAAUCAAUAUAUAUAAUUUUAGAAUUAAAUGAUUAAAAUUGGAAGGAAAUAAAAAUAUUUUUAAUAUAUAGCGGUAAUUCACAUUCUGCGUUUAUUUAUUAUUUAAUAUAUUUUCCCAUUAAACUUCUUAUUCUACAGAUUUUCUUUUUCAUGGCACUGACUCCAUUUUCUUGAAUUGUAUGUAUCUUAUGUUACGUUGAAAUCACACAUUUCUUAAUUUUACUUACAAUCUCAGUGUUAUAAUCUUGUACGUUUAUGAUGAAUUAAAUGGAAGUACUUUUA
Molecule: messenger RNA, 3722 nt
Organism: Limanda limanda (common dab)
Lineage: Eukaryota; Metazoa; Chordata; Actinopteri; Pleuronectiformes; Pleuronectidae
Product: long-chain-fatty-acid--CoA ligase 1-like
Exons: 21
Coding region: 260-2356 (698 amino acids)
Biological process (GO): long-chain fatty acid metabolic process; very long-chain fatty acid metabolic process; long-chain fatty-acyl-CoA biosynthetic process
Cellular component (GO): endoplasmic reticulum; membrane
Molecular function (GO): arachidonate-CoA ligase activity
Source: RefSeq, a predicted model, not a curated record